This is a messenger RNA of Salvia hispanica, 1563 nucleotides long. The record is from RefSeq and is a predicted model, not a curated record. NCBI's taxonomy places the organism in Eukaryota, Viridiplantae, Streptophyta, Magnoliopsida, Lamiales, Lamiaceae.
UCUUGGAGACUCCGAUUAAAGAUGUGAUUUUUAGACCUUUUUUCGGUUCUUCUGUUUGAGGGCCUCUCUCUAUCUAGCUGCAGCUAGCAAUUUUUAAUUUGUGUGGGGAAAAUAUUAAAUAUUUUUUCUUGGGAAGUGUGAUAUAGCCUUGUUGUUUCUGGGUUUGGAUUUGGCUGCAGCCUCUUGUUUUCACACCUCAGAUCACAUUUCAGAAUUCUAUUUGGAUUUCAGAAAUGGUGACAUAAGAUAAAAAAGUCUCUAUUUACUGAAAAAGUUGAGAAAUUCAGCUCUUGCAUUUUGUUUGUAUAAAAUGUAGGAGUAUUCAUGUUCUUGAGCUUUUUUGCUAUUUGAUUGAUUUUCAACUUCUUUGCGGAUUCUCGCGGACUCUGUUUUUGACCCAGAUUUUUUUGCUGAUUUUAUAUCUUCUUGAUGGGGUUGAGUCUUGAAUCUUGAAUUGCCCAGUUUUUACGGUUGCCUGUUUCCUCUUCAUCUCUUCGAGAAAAUUCUUUCCCUUCCCGGGAAAGAAUCAAUACCUAAGCCUAUCUUUGUCUAGUAUGAAAUUGUUUUAAUCAGUUAAGCAAAGAAGUUUUAUGAUAUGUGCAAACCUUGUUUUCACCAAAUUGACAUCUAAAUGGAGCAAUAUCUCCAAGGUGCAGCCCGGACCACUGGCUUAGACCAACACAGAGCUUCGUGCCAAAACCUCAAAUCCUUGACCUCCACACUCAAUGAAUCCGACACCAAUCCGUCUCUUGGGUUCGAGUGCAACAUUUGCCUUGACCUCGUGCAGGACCCCGUGGUCACAUUAUGCGGCCAUCUCUACUGUUGGCCGUGCAUAUAUCGGUGGAUCAGCUUCCAACACUCCUCCCCUGAGAACCUGGACCACCAGAAGCCCCAAUGCCCGGUUUGCAAGAACGAGGUCACGGAAAAGACAUUGAUACCCCUCUACGGCCGAGGCAAGACCACUGACGCCUCCAAGGACGAGCUAUCCCGUGUCAUACCACAAAGGCCGGCGAGCCCCCGAUGCCGGACCAACUUGAUCUUACCGAACCCGGCUAGCAACUACUUGUCGUAUCCGUUCGAGCAACUCCACCGCAGAGGGUACGACGCCCCACCAUCCCCUCGACAAGAUUACGGAAGCUACCCCACCUCCCCCGUCCUCGGACACGGAAGUGCGCCCCACUUGGCAGACCCCAUGAUCGGGAUGUUCGGGGAGAUGGUGUACUCGAGAAUAUUUGGGAAUUCGGAGACGACGUCGUUUUCGUAUCCGAAUUCUUACCAUAUGGCCGGUAGCAGCUCGCCGAGGCUGCGACGGCAUAUGGUGCAGACUGAUAAAUCACUGAGUAGAGUAUGUUUCUUCUUUUUUUGCUGUAUGAUGCUAUGUUUGCUCCUAUUUUGAGCAGAAUAUAGUUUGGAGUUUAGUCUCUGUUUUUGGUUGGUGAUGAACUUGUAUAGAUUUUACCUUAACGACUUGUAUAAAUACCCCCAUCAAUAUCAUCUUAUAUAACGUGUAUAAAAAUGUAGUACUCCCUCUGUCCCAUUAGAAAUGAAACGUUUUCCUUUUUA